UGCCGAGCAACACGCCACCCCCACCCCGCCUCCAAAGACACCGCGCCACCAACCCGCUCGCCGCUGUCACCAUGAAGGCCGCUCUCGCCACCAUCGCUGUCCUCCUCCUGGCCCUCGGCUGGGCCUCCGAGGCCGUGCAGGUCGAGGAGAACGGGUUGUCCUUCUCCCUGGAGGCCGUCAAGAGGCUCCAGGAGCUGACGGAGAGCAGAGUCGCCGCGGCGCCGCAGAGCCCGCGUCUCCGGGCGAGCUCCGGGUCGCUCUGUGCCGACCCCAUGCUGCCGCAGGAGCUGCUGCCCCUCUGUAGGUUCAGGGGGGCGUCCGCGUCCCUCGCCAGACUCGCUAUGGUUCCCAUUGACGUCUGCGAGAUCUGCGCCUUCGCCGCCUGCACCGGCUGCUGAACCGACGCCGCCAGCCCCAGGCGUCCUGCCCAGCUUAAGACUUGUGAUUCUUCUACUUCCCACUGAAAACUCUGUCAGGGAACUUCUCAAAUGUUUUCUUGCGAUGUCGGGAUGAUGACUUGAUGUUCCCUGGACGCAGAAGGCUCUGACUUUGGCCCAAUGGUCACAUUUAGAGAUAAAUUUACUCUCAAAAAGAAAUCUGACAAAAAAAGGUCUGUUUUUUUUAAAACUGUUACUUCGUAGAACCACUUCAUUUUCUGCUGACAGUUAUUUUUCAUAUAUUUUUGAAAUUGAUACUGUUUGUUACAUUUCUAUCUUACCAAGCUUUGUGAUGUAUACAUAUUUUGAAAAUUAGUUUCUUUUUACCUUAUGUCCCUUUGUUUUUAUUAACUAUGUUUUGAAUUAAAAG
Molecule: messenger RNA, 807 nt
Organism: Pungitius pungitius (ninespine stickleback)
Lineage: Eukaryota; Metazoa; Chordata; Actinopteri; Perciformes; Gasterosteidae
Product: guanylin
Exons: 3
Coding region: 72-398 (108 amino acids)
Cellular component (GO): extracellular region
Molecular function (GO): guanylate cyclase activator activity
Source: RefSeq, a predicted model, not a curated record